GUCUAUGUUUUGUUGUUGCAAGUGUUGUAGCGUUCAAGACGGAGUCAAUUUUUUUCCUUUAAAAUGUACCGCUUGUUAGUGUCACAUCGUGUAUGUCCCAAAUGCACGCUGCUGCCUACACUUAUGUCUCCUCUUUUGAUGUUGCGAGUCGGCGCAAGAGCUGCUAGGCCGUUCGAAAAACUGAGUGUUUUGAACGUACGAAGACCUUACGUGAGGACUUUCCAAACAAUCUUUUCAGAAAAAGAUUACACAUAUUCCUUGUUUUGGUUGUGCGGGGCAGGUAUUGGAAUUGCUUUAAGCUUUGGAUUUAAAUACUACGCGGGGGAACACAACGGUUCAUGUGAUACUACAGCGAUACAGCCACAGAAAAGUCGAUACGAAGCAGCAAUCGACGCAAGCCGAGUACUGGUGGAGCGGAUACAGAAUGAGAUGGGUGCACCCGGCCUGGUGGUGGGGGUGUCCGUCGAUGGAAUGACUGUCUGGUGUGAAGGGUUCGGUUAUGCCGAUUUGGAGAAUCGUCUACCAUGUGGCCCAGAAACAGUGAUGCGAAUCGCCAGCAUCAGUAAAUCACUCACAUCUGCAGCUGCUGCGCGUUUGUGUGAGGAAGGGAAACUUGAUCUUGAUGCGCCCGUCCAGAAAUACGUACCAGAAUUUCCUCAAAAGCAAUUUGAUGGAAUAAAUGUAACAAUAACGUCUCGCAUGAUUCUCUCCCACCUCAGCGGUAUACGGCAUUAUGAGAAAGAUGCAAAUAAAGUGAGGGAGGACAAGGAGAAAGCCAAGCGACUUUUGAAAUCAUCAAAGAAGGAGAAAAGGGAGGAUAAUACUAAAGAGCAGAAUCUCAAAGCUAAAGAUGCCUCACGGGGCAAAAAGAAAAAUGAGUUUGAGCAUGACGAAUACUACUUGAGGGAACAUUUUGAUAGUGUCACUGAAGCCCUGGACCUCUUCAAGGAUGACCCACUCAUUUUUAAACCAGGCACAACAUUCCUUUACUCCACCCACGCCUACACCCUCCUCAGCGCUGUCAUCGAGCAGGCCGCUGGCCAGAGCUUCCUUGAUGUCAUGAUGAACCUCUUCCGUGAUCUCGGAAUGCUCAAUACUGUGGCUGACCAAAAUGAGCCAAUCAUUUACCAUCGUGCCAGAUACUAUCAUCUGAACAAGCGAGGACGUGUGGUGAACUGCCCGUGCGUAGACAACUCAUACAAGUGGGCGGGCGGUGGCUUCCUCUCCACAGUAGGGGACCUGCUCCUGUUUGGUAACGUUCUACUCUACAGCUACCAGAUGGCCCAGAUAAAAAAGGACACUGAAGGACUGCUGCCCGGCUUCCUCAAACCCGAAACUGCUGUGGAACUUUGGACAGCAGCAGACAAAACAGAGGCCAGCUGGGACAAGGAUGGACGCUAUGGCCAAGGUUGGCUGGUGGUGGAGAAAGAGCAGAAAUAUGGGCAAUGCAGGAAGCGCAGGCACUACGUGUCGCACACAGGAGGCGCUGUGGGUGCCAGCAGUGUUCUGUUGGUGUUGCCUAGCGAGGAGCUAGAGCAGGGACAAAUUGUCCUCCCAAAAGGGGUGGUGGUCGCCAUUCUCACCAACAUGCAGUCUGUGGGACUCAACAGCACAGCCCUGCAAAUUGCACAUGAGUUUGACAAAGCCACAAGCGUGACCAAGAUGGGUGAGGCAAUGGCUUGUUCUUCUCUGCGUGGUUGAGACUCAUAUGAAUGGUUGGCUUGGGGAAAAGGCACGAAUGGAAUCGUGGGAACUCAAGUCAAGGAACGCAGUGAGCCGCUUCCUUCAAAGAAGUUAUUAGUGCUUUGUGCCCAGGACCGUUAGUUGACUCAUCAACUGGCGAGUUCUCGUCAUUGUUUGCUUUCUUAAUGGGAAAUUGUGUGGCAGGCUUGGCGGAGGCCUCCUUCUGACAACACAACAGUGCUAAACGCAUCUCUGCAUCCUCUAUCAUUAUUUAUUGGUUACUGUGCCAACUACUGUACAAAUGGUGUCGCUAGUUUGUGGUUCAGUUUCAGUUGACGACCGAAAGUUUUUCCUACGCAGUUUCACAACUGUUAAAGACACAAUCUUAUUGCAAAAUUUUAGGAUUUAAUGUUCAUGUUCUUGGAUAACUUUUAUUUACAGUUUUAGAACAACAUAGGACUUUAUUGUCUAAUAUUUGUCAAUGAAAAUAAUUAACAUUUUAUUUUUGCUGACCUUAUUAUUGGAACACUGAUUGAUUUGUGGCUUGUGGUCAAUUUACUGUCUCAUAAAUAAAUAAUGAAUGCCCAGUGGGAUACCUUGUGGUUGCUUACAGUUGUGCAUUUCUAAUUAAAAACCUUUGCAAUCCAGUGAUAGAUUAAUAUUGUUUGUGAUCAUAUGUAGUAUUCUGGAUUCAAACUGCUGAUGUUGUUUAAAAACCCUGUGAAGUUAAUAGACAACUGGUAAAUAUUUAGAAGAAAUGAGGCUUCAAGAUGUUUAUUGCCUCCGUUUCGGUUUACUGU
This is a messenger RNA of Corythoichthys intestinalis (scribbled pipefish), 2483 nucleotides long. It is a transcript of the gene lactb, whose product is annotated as lactamase, beta. Lineage: Eukaryota; Metazoa; Chordata; Actinopteri; Syngnathiformes; Syngnathidae. Bases 64 to 1701 code for a protein of 545 amino acids. The transcript is spliced from 7 exons. Gene Ontology annotation, molecular function: peptidase activity. The record is from RefSeq and is a predicted model, not a curated record. Gene Ontology annotation, biological process: proteolysis; regulation of lipid metabolic process. Gene Ontology annotation, cellular component: mitochondrion.